AUUCAUUUUUACUCCCGUAGUUUAACUCUAAUCCUCCAUCGCGUUUGUUUUGCUCCAAACUUCAUUAUGUUUCAGCGUGUGCGCGCUCCCGCCUGGCCACAUGCGCGCGUCCCGACGCUCCUCGGAGGAGUCGCUUUUUCAUCCAGAGCGAAUCAAGCAGGAACCGCCGGACCUCCGCUGCCGCUGCUGCUGCUGCUGCCGCUGCUGGGAUUUUUAUUCCUCUUUCCUCACCUUUCCGGGAGCAGGACGGAGUUUCCCGCUUGGCGCCGAUGCUGGACGCUUCAACUGGUGUUCCGGAGGCGAUGCUGCCUGGAUCCUGGGCUGAGGCAGGCUCAGCGGGUUUUCCUCCACAGCCUCAAUGAAAGUUGGAUUUUUUCCCCCCCGCAGGUUUCCCAGAGGAUGAGUAAAUGGAAAGGAUCGGGAUCAGGUGGUUCGCAGUGAAGCCGCCCAUUUUCCCCGUUUCUGUCUCCGGUUUUUGGAUGAAGCGUCUCUCCUUCACUCCCACUGACACCAGCUCGGAUUUCCCCUCUUGUGCGUUUCCAGAAUGGCUCGCUUCGCAGACGAUCUACCCACCCGCUAUGGAGGGAGCGCGGGCGGCGGAGGGAGAGGCGCCCCGGGCGCCGGGAGAGGGGGCGCCCGGGGCGGCGGUGGCGGCGGGCAGAGGAUGUACAAGCAGUCCAUGGCCCAGAGAGCCAGAACCAUGGCCAUUUACAACCCGAACCCCGUCAAACAGAACUGCCUCACGGUCAACCGCUCCCUGUUCAUCUUCCGUGAGGACAACCUCAUCAGGAAGUACGCAAAGCGAAUAACAGAGUGGCCUCCGUUUGAAUACAUGAUCCUGGCAACGAUCAUCGCCAACUGCAUCGUCUUGGCACUGGAGCAACAUCUACCUGCUGGCGACAAGACUCCGAUGUCGGAACGCCUGGACGACACGGAGCCGUACUUUAUUGGAAUAUUCUGUUUCGAGGCGGCCAUUAAGAUCAUCGCCCUGGGCUUCGCGUUUCACAAAGGCUCGUACCUCCGCAACGGCUGGAAUGUAAUGGACUUCGUGGUCGUCCUCACAGGGAUCCUCGCCACCGUCGGUUCAGACUUCGACCUGCGAACGCUCCGCGCCGUCAGAGUGCUGAGGCCCCUCAAACUGGUGUCCGGGAUUCCCAGCCUCCAGGUUGUGCUGAAGUCCAUCAUGAAGGCCAUGGUUCCGCUGCUGCAGAUCGGCAUGCUGCUGUUCUUCGCCAUCGUCAUGUUCGCCAUCAUCGGGGUCGAGUUCUACAUGGGCAAGUUCCACCAGUCCUGCUUCAAGCCUGGAGUUCCUAGAGCUAAGAGAGUGGUGGACUGGCCGUGCGGGUCGGAGUCGCCGGCCAGAACCUGUCCCAACGGCACCGUGUGCCAGGAGUACUGGACCGGGCCCAACUUCGGCAUCACCAACUUCGACAACAUCCUGUUCGCCGUGCUGACAGUGUUCCAGUGCAUCACCAUGGAGGGCUGGGUGGACAUCCUGUACAGCACUAAUGAUGCAGUGGGAAACAACUGGAACUGGCUCUACUUCAUCCCUCUCAUCAUUAUUGGCUCCUUUUUCAUGCUCAACUUGGUGCUUGGUGUCCUGUCAGGAGAAUUUGCCAAGGAGAGAGAACGAGUGGAGAAGCGUCAGGAGUUCCUGAAGCUUCGGCGACAGCAGCAGAUCGAGCGGGAGCUCACCGGCUACCUGGAGUGGAUCUGCAAGGCGGAGGAGGUGUUGCUUGAAGAAGAAGAUGAGAUUGCAGAGGAGAAGGCCCCGAUGGACAGCGCCUGGUACAAGAGGAAACAAAACCUUUCAGUUCUGAAGCGAGGGAAAAUCAAGAAGGGUAAAAACGAUCUGAUUGGUGCAGAGGAGGGCGACGAUCCCUUUGCUGACAUGUCCUCUGUUGUUCCCCCCGGCUCCCCGUUCGGUCGGGCCAGUGUAAAAAGCGGCGGGAAGAUGGACAGCUCAUCUUACUUCCGGCGCAAAGAGAAACGCUUCCGGUUCUUCAUCCGGCGGAUGGUGAAAGCUCAGAGUUUCUACUGGAUCGUUCUGUGCCUGGUGGGCCUCAACACGCUGUGCGUGGCCAUCGUCCACUACGACCAGCCGGACUGGCUGACCAGAGCGCUCUACACAGCAGAGCUGGUGUUUCUGGGUUUGUUCCUGACGGAGAUGACCUUGAAGAUGUACGGCCUCGGAGUGAGAAAUUACUUCCACUCGUCCUUCAACUGCUUUGAUUUUGGGGUGAUCGUGGGAAGUAUUUUUGAGGUCAUCUGGGACAUGAUAAAACCAGGAGCAUCGUUUGGGAUCAGCGUGCUGAGGGCCCUGAGACUCCUCCGGAUUUUCAAAGUCACCAAAUACUGGAACUCGUUGAGGAAUCUCGUCGUUUCCCUUCUCAACUCCAUGAAGUCCAUCAUCAGCCUGCUCUUCCUCCUCUUCCUCUUCAUUGUGGUCUUCGCUUUGCUCGGCAUGCAGCUCUUCGGUGGACAGUUUAACUUUGAAGAUGAGACACCAACAACAAACUUUGAUACCUUCCCAGCAGCCAUCCUCACUGUGUUCCAGAUCCUGACCGGCGAGGACUGGAACGCCGUCAUGUACCAUGGCAUCGAGUCUCAGGGCGGCGUUGAGCGUGGGAUGUUCUCCUCCAUCUACUUCAUCGUCCUCACGCUCUUUGGAAACUACACUUUGCUAAACGUCUUCUUGGCCAUCGCUGUUGAUAACCUCGCCAACGCCCAAGAGCUGACAAAGGAUGAAGAGGAGCAGGAGGAAGCAGCCAAUAAGAAGCUCGCUCUGCAGAAAGCUCUGGAAGUAAAAGAAGUCAGCCCGAUGUCAGCCGCCAACAUUUCCAUCGCUGCUUUUGUAAAGCAAAAUCAAGAUGCACUCUCUCGCAGGUCGUCCGUCACCAGCAUUCAGUCACCGAGUUAUACAGUCUACUGCUCCCCCACUCGACAUAUCUUGAAAUACAGCAAGGAGCAGCAGCGUUCUGCAAAGACCAUGUCGGUGUGGGAGCAGCGGACCAACCAGCUGAGGAAGCACAACAUGAAGACGAGCACCGAGGCGCUGUUCAACGAACUGGACCCGGACGAGCUCCUCGCCGCCUCCAGCGCCCUCCACCUGCACCCCGACAUGAAGUCGCACACCGAUCGGCCGCUCGUCCUGGAGGACAAGAACGGCGACCAGCCCCGAGCCGGCGCACCGGAGGAGGCGGCGGCGCCCGGCGUCAGGGACAGCUUCCACUCCAGGAGGCGCCACCACCACCGCGACCGGAACGGGGACGGAGGCGACGGCCAGGGGGUCCGGCGCCACAGCCACCACGGCCGCAGCAGGGAGCACAACGCCGACGCUGCCCAGGACAGAGAGAGGCUCCGCCCCCAAACCGGGUCACCGGAGGAGGAGAGAGGCCAUCGUCAUCACCGCUCCCGCCGCACGCCGAAGGAAGGAAACGGGCGACUGACGAACGGAGCGCAAGACGACGGGAAAGGGAGAGGAGACAACGGCAACGGGGAGAAGAAGCUGCGCUCCUCACGCAUCCAGAGGGACAAACAGGCAGAAACGGAGGACGACAGCCUUGCUGGGAGUCCGUUGCAGCUGAAGCGAAGCAGCUUGACGCCGAGUGAAAAACAGGAAGAUGCCGACAACCAGAAGAACUCGACCAGAGCCAGCCAGGCCGCCCUGAACAGCAACGCCGUCCACAUCCCCGUCACCAUCACCGCGCCGCCUGGAGAAACCACCAUCAUUCCCAUGAACAACAUCGAUUGUGGCAACUUCCAGCUCAAUGAGGAGAAGAAAGAUCUGGAAGAGGAGGAGGCCGCUAACGGGCCGCGGCAGAUUCUUCCCUACAGCUCCAUGUUCGUCUUCGGACAAACAAACCCGGUGCGGCGCCUGUGUCACUACGUGGUCAACCUGCGCUACUUUGAGAUGUGCAUCCUGAUUGUCAUCACCAUGAGCAGCAUCACGCUGGCCGCCGAGGACCCGGUGGAGGCCAACGCUGACCGCAACAUCGCUCUGAAAUACCUGGACUAUGUCUUUACUGGAGUCUUCACGUUUGAGAUGGUGAUAAAGAUGAUCGACCUGGGCCUGCUCCUCCACCCCGGCUCGUAUUUCCGUGACCUUUGGAACAUCCUGGACUUCAUCGUGGUCAGCGGCGCUCUGGUGGCCUUCGCCUGCUCGAGCCUCAUGGGAUCACAACAAAGUGUGGCCAGAGGAACGAAGGGAAAAGACAUCAACACCAUCAAAUCCCUGCGAGUGCUGCGAGUUCUGCGACCUCUGAAGACCAUCAAGCGGCUGCCGAAGCUGAAGGCUGUGUUCGACUGCGUUGUGAACUCUCUGAAGAACGUCCUGAACAUCCUCAUCGUCUACAUCCUCUUUAUGUUCAUCUUUGCCGUUAUCGCCGUUCAGCUCUUCAAAGGCAAAUUCUUCUACUGCACCGACGAGUCCAAAGGUCUGGAGAAAGACUGCAGAGGUCAGUUUCUGGAGUACGAUGGUGAGGAAGUGACGGCUCAGCCCAGAGAGUGGAAGAAGUAUGAGUUUCACUAUGAUAAUGUUCUCUGGGCUUUCCUGACGCUGUUCAGUGUCUCCACUGGAGAGGGCUGGCCACUGGUCCUGAAGCAUUCUGUGGACGCCACGUACGAAGACCAGGGCCCCAGCCCGGGUUUCCGCAUGGAGACGUCUAUCUUCUAUGUGGUCUACUUUGUGGUGUUUCCGUUCUUCUUCGUCAACAUUUUUGUAGCUUUGAUCAUCAUCACCUUCCAGGAGCAGGGAGAUAAGGCGAUGUCGGAGUGCAGCUUGGAGAAGAACGAGAGGGCCUGUAUCGACUUCGCCAUCAACGCCAGGCCGCUUACACGAUACAUGCCAGAGAACAAGCAGUCCUUCCAAUACAAGAUGUGGAAGUUUGUGGUGUCGUCACCUUUCGAGUACGCCAUUAUGACUUUAAUCGCCCUCAACACCGUCGUCCUGAUGAUGAAGUUCUACAAAGCUCCAACGGUGUACGAGUCUAUGCUGAAAUACCUCAACAUCAUCUUCACUGGCCUCUUCACACUAGAGUGCAUCCUCAAGAUUAUUGCUUUCAAUCCACUGAACUACCUGAAGGAACCCUGGAAUGUGUUUGACUUUGUGACGGUGAUUGGGAGCAUCACAGACAUUUUGUUCACAGAGAUAAAUACGAACAAGAUGAUAAACCUGAGUUUCCUGAGGCUGUUCAGAGCUGCUCGCCUCAUCAAGCUGCUGCGCCAGGGCUACACCAUCCGCAUCCUGCUUUGGACCUUCGUUCAGUCCUUCAAGGCUCUGCCGUAUGUCUGCCUGCUGAUCGCCAUGUUGUUCUUCAUCUACGCCAUCAUUGGGAUGCAGGUGUUUGGGAACAUCGAGUUGAACGAAGAGACUUCCAUAAAUCACCAUAACAACUUCCAGACCUUCUUCCAGGCCCUGACCCUCCUGUUCAGGAGUGCAACAGGAGAGGCGUGGCAUGAGAUCAUGCUGGCCUGCCUCAGUAACCGGCCGUGUGAUAAACUCUCGGGAAGUUCAGGGAAGGAGUGCGGCAGCGAUUUCGCCUACUUCUACUUCGUGUCCUUCAUCUUCCUCUGCUCCUUCCUGAUGUUGAAUCUGUUCGUUGCCGUCAUCAUGGACAACUUUGAGUAUCUAACUCGGGACGCCUCCAUCCUCGGGCCGCACCACCUGGACGAGUUCAUCCGCGUGUGGGCAGAGUACGACCCCGCCGCCUGUGGGAGGAUUUGCUAUCGGGACAUGUACAAAUUAUUGCGUUUAAUCUCGCCUCCCCUGGGCCUGGGGAAGAAGUGCCCCAACAGGGUGGCUUACAAGCGCCUGGUGAGGAUGAACAUGCCGAUCGCCGACGACAACACGGUCCAUUUCACCUCCACGCUGAUGGCUCUGAUCCGCACCGCGCUGGAGAUUAAGCUGGCGUCCGGUGUGCUGGCGCAGCGUCUGUGCGACGCCGACAUGAAGCGGGAGAUCCACCGCGUUUGGCCCAACCUGCAGCAGAAGACCGUGGACCUGCUGGUCACGCCUCAUAAGUACAAUGAGCUGACUGUGGGGAAAGUUUAUGCUGCCCACAUGAUCUUUGACUACUACAAACAGAACCGAGCCAAGAAGCUCCAGCAGCAGAACCCGUCUGGGAUCUCUCAGAGUAAGCUGGGCGCUCUGUUCCGCCCAGUUCUGCCCUUCACUCAUCUACAUGAGCCGGCGCCGCCAAUCAAACCGGCUCUGCCACCAGAACCGGAACCCAAAACACAAGCCCCGCCCACUUUCACCAGCAGCACCGCCACCAAUGUGGACGCCAACAUGGACGCCAUUCUGAACCAGAGGACUUCCAUUAAACAUUCCCAGUCUGGAGAUUUCUCCCCGGUGGCUGCGAGGCUGAAGCCGCACCGGCGGCUGCAGAGAGGCCAGUCAGAGGACGUCCACUUCUGCAGCAGAGCUCAGGAGCGGCAGGCCGACCCGAAGCCGGAGAACAUGUCUGACGCAGAGGGCCGGCCCGGCCUGGAGGGCCACGCCAGAGCCACAUCGCUGCCACGCCUAAACGCAGAAUACCACCGGAGCCACCCUCGCCACGCCCCCGGGACCCACCUGGCACCGAUCGUUGACCUCAGCCCAAUAAAACGCUCGGCGUCGUCGCUGACGCCCCAGCAGGUCGGGUUGAGGGAGUAUGACCUGGAGCGGGUCGACCAGAGCCGGUUCUAUGCCAAACCGGGACCGGACCCGGACCCGGACCGGACCCACCACCAUCACCACCAUCACCGUUGCCACCGGCGCAGAGACAAGGACAAAGACAGGAGGCAGAAGUCUCUGGAUAAAACAUCCUCAGCGCCGCCGUCCGGCACAGUCGGUUCGUUUGAAGACCCGACAGCCGACGGUUUGUCCAGAGAGCGAGCGAGGGAGCGGGACCGCAGCCGCCCCCAUGAGAGGAGGCACCACUCCUCCGCCGGGGAGAAGCAGCGCUACUACUCCUGCGAGCGCUACGGCAGCAGGGAGCCGGGUCAGGCCCGGUCGGCCGGUCCGAGCCGGUCCACGUCUCCGGGAGAGAGCCAGGACUCUGGCCUCAUCAAACAGCAGGGAAGCACUGUGACGAAGCCACCAUCUGGUACCAGCGCUCAGGCCCGUGGGCGCCGCCAGCUCCCCCAGACGCCGCUUACGCCUCGGCCCGCCGUGGCCUACAAGACCCCCACCUCCUCAGCUGCUACGCCCAGCGCCUCCACGCCCGGGUCUCGCUUCGUCCGCGGAGCAUCGGAGCACGACCGCCUGCUAGCGGCUCACGAGGAGCCCAAAGCCCCGGUUGGUCCGGACUCUAACCCGAGCCGGCAGCAGCUGGACUCGUCCCUGCUGGAGGAGGGCGAGGACUUCCAGGACGCUGUGAGCAGCCAUGGGGGGGGACACUCCUCCAGAAGCGCCACUGCGCCAUCCACCGCCGCCGCGCAGGGGCGGGCAGCGGGAGUACCGAACGGCUACCACUUCACCCUGGGGUCUGCGCCGGGCAGCAGCAGGGGAGCGGCGGGUCUCAGGGAGCGGGAAGAGGAGGACUGGUGCUAGCUGGGCGCUAAGCUUCACGGCUGAAACUGAAAAGCU
Molecule: messenger RNA, 7570 nt
Organism: Xiphophorus couchianus (Monterrey platyfish)
Lineage: Eukaryota; Metazoa; Chordata; Actinopteri; Cyprinodontiformes; Poeciliidae
Product: voltage-dependent N-type calcium channel subunit alpha-1B-like
Exons: 52
Coding region: 545-7534 (2329 amino acids)
Biological process (GO): calcium ion import across plasma membrane; chemical synaptic transmission
Cellular component (GO): voltage-gated calcium channel complex; membrane; neuronal cell body
Molecular function (GO): high voltage-gated calcium channel activity; calcium ion binding
Source: RefSeq, a predicted model, not a curated record